Messenger RNA from Styela clava, 1745 nucleotides. RefSeq lists its product as uncharacterized. Lineage: Eukaryota; Metazoa; Chordata; Ascidiacea; Stolidobranchia; Styelidae. The record is from RefSeq and is a predicted model, not a curated record.
AAAUCAUAAUCUGUAGGUACAUCUGUGUAAAGAAUAUUGUGAUUAUGCAAUCACAUUGUGCAGGAAUACCAAAUGAUAACGAUCCGAUCAACUUCAAGUUUGAAAUAGGUGACAGAGACGGAAGAAAAUGGAUAUCACAAAACAGAUCAUUGCAUGACAAUAUACCUGUACAACUAAAUCCCAGCGUAACGGAAGGUUGGGGGCUUGUGAGAUUAAAUAAUGAAGCCUUGUGGAGUUUUUACAUUUUAUUAGAUGACGGAAAAAAGAUGUACGUCACAUAUAACUUCAACAGCGAUGACGUUACUCUAGAAGAGUUAGAUGACAUCACGCAGAACAACGGAAAAGGAAGAUUUUUUUAUAUGCUACCUCAACCAAACUUUGGGAUGUUUCUGCGGGCUCAAAAUUCACGUGAUAGAUACUUACGUAACAGCGAAGAAAAGUUAGAAAUGACAACAUCUGAAAAUCCUACUGAUGAUAUGGAAUGGUUCAUUACACCUUCUUUCGAAGAUAUUACAGCUGUGCUGUCUUCCUAUUUUGUUGAAAUUGAAAAUGAUACCAUUUCAAAUAAAUGGGUGUGCCAAGAUGCACGAAUAAACGCACCAAUCCAAGUCCAACAAACCAGCACUUUGCAGGAAUGGCAGCUCAGCCCUGACAGUGAUCUGAGUUGUGAAUUUUCAGCCGGAAAUUUUUAUGCAAACAGUCAACUAUUGUUUGGAUCAGCCCCAGCGGAUUUUACAGUGCAUCGGAUUGGAAGUGUAAUGAGCUUAAAAUGCAAAUCUAAUAAUGGAUACGUAGUCGCCCCAGAGAAAAGUGGCGAUCUUUACUAUUCAGCAACAGAGAAGAAUUCUACUUUUUGGAAAAUAGUCGGGACAAGAAUGGUCUGGAAAUACAAAAACAAAACCAUCAUUUUUCCAUAUUACCCAAUAGAAGUAAAGCAGACAAAGGAGUAGAUCAAUAUAAAAUGUCUUAUUUUUAGUUUAAAAAUAAAAAAAUUUCCUGUUUCAUAAACAUAUUCAGAACUUGCCCCAUAGCAAUUAGUAAUCAUGUAGCCGGUAUUGUUAGCCCUUGUGUAUGGUCCAAACAAGAAACAACACUUGAUCGUUAUAGCUUAUUGUUUCAAAGGAAAUUAAAGACAAAAACUAUUGCGUCAUUAUUUAAUGUUAUUUUGCAUAAAAUACAAAAUUGAACCUAUAUGCAAAAAUAAUGCAGCAAAUCAAGAAAGUUUCAAUGGAAAUAUGAAGGAUUAUUUAACAUGAAAAAAUUUGACGAUUGAUUGAUAUAGUUUGAAAAAUCUUUGUUUAUCUCUUCGAACAGCAACACAUGUGCACCAGUGUUUAAUUACAUCGUUACAAAAUCAUACACAAACAGAAGUUCACAUUUAAAAUAAAUUUCUUCAUGUUCUUUUUAUUAGAAAUUUAUUUCUGGGGUCACCCUGUAAAUGAGAGCCAAACCACUAAACGUGUGUCCUAUUGUAACAUUUCAGAUAUUGUUAUAUUUGAAGUUCUAGAAGUGUGUUCACGCCUAUAUGGCGUGUAUAGUGUUGAUAUUAAUGGAAAUAUAGCUUCAUUAUGUAAAUGCCAAUUAUCUUCUUUUGGAAGUCUUGCGAAUAUAUAUAUAUAUAUAUACAUUUAUGCUGUUUGAAAAACUUGACUUCUUUAAAUCUUUGUCAAGAAUGACAAGUGCUUUUGAAAUCUUCACUUGUGGCUAUUUAUAGAAUUGUCAAUUACAUACCUUAUGUCAAACAA